Molecule: messenger RNA, 1736 nt
Organism: Cinara cedri
Lineage: Eukaryota; Metazoa; Arthropoda; Insecta; Hemiptera; Aphididae
Source: the annotation of a GenBank genome assembly
AACGACAACGAGAUUCGGGAUUAUCUACACAGAAUGAUAUACGAUAAAACAUUCGCUGUUCAAUGUACGUACGCGAAUUUCACCAAAAAGCAUUUAAACUUUGUGCACACGUUAGUAGAUAACAAUUUAUUGUACCAAGAAUCAUUUCAAGAAAUUAUCCAAAUUAAUUCUUUAUAUUUAAAGACGAUGGAAAAUUCAAUGAAAUCUAUCAUGAGCAUUGGCUUCCACCCGCCAAAAUGGGUAUGGCCGAUUCACAAUUUUUUAAGUAGUAAAUAUCGUAUACCGAGUAACCAAUUCCAUAGGAAUCUAUUCAAUGCUUUGGAUGUUAUAACACAAGUUACGUCCUUAUGCAAUCUUAAAGGAAUAUACCAUGAUACACCCGUUCUUUCUGAAUUCUUGACGAAAGAACUAACACAAAAGCGGAUGUCCGUGGAUUGGAGAAAUUUAAAUACGGAAAACGAUUAUUAUUUAUUGUUAAUUCAUCGUUGCAAAAAUGUUGGUAGUAUCGAGUUGGUCCAACCAUUUGACGAAUCGGAAUCAAAACAGUUUACAUGGUUGGAGCAGACGGACAAGACAACCGUUAAUGUGUUUCCGCAUUACUUAUACAAACACCUCAGGGAAAUCUCGAUCGGUAUCAGACAGAAUAUACUAUUGAGUCAAAAUCUACUAAAACUAAAUAGUUAUGUAUUGUCGUACAAAGAUAUGAACGAACACGAUUUGCAUUUAGGACCUAAAAUCAUAAAAAAACCUAUAUCCAAUCCUAAUCAGCUCGAUACAAAAAAUCCGGAAUACUCAUUUUACGUUUCGGAAAUGACUAUAAUGCACAAACGCGUCAAUCGGGGUUUCAAACUGAAGAACAUUACUAUUUGGAAUCAGAAGAAAUAUGAUGAGGUAAUUCCAAAAACUUCAAAUUACGAUCAAACAUAUUUAAGGAUGUUGUAUGGAGAACUUAAUACGAAUGUAAACGAAAUAAUGAACACAUUGAGUUGCACGUACGUCUAUUACACAAACAUAUUUGUAACUGAAAUGAUUAAAAUUUACAACAUAAUGCUCGUGAUGCCGGACGAACGCAUGGAAAAUCAAAAUCUGAACAAAGAAUUGAUAUUCAAGUACAUCGAUAUAUCACUAAUGAUGUUGGCCACAAUUUAUAACGAAGAGUAUCAACCUCCUGAAUGGAUGAUCUAUCUGGUUCUUUAUUUUGAUAUAAUACAAAGCAUAUACGAUAACGUGGAGUUGUUCCAGUCCGAAACUAAGAAAANUUACAAAACGCCUGCGAUGAAUGUGACUUAAAUAGUGAGAACCAGCCUGCAAUUACCGUGCCACUUGAAGAUAUAGAAAAUGAAUACAAUCCCGAAGAUGUCAAAUUGUAUAUGCGUUGGCAACGCGAAUUGAUCUUGAUACAAUUUGCCCACUCUACACGUGGAAAAUAUGUGCAAGAAAUUUAUACGUGUUUAAUUCAUAUAGCUUAUAUAUUAGAAAUUAAUGCGGAAUUAUUGCCGUAUUCAAACUUCAACGAUUUCAUUCCGUCUAAAUGGUUGUUUGGCCGUAUCCAAUUGGAUAAAAACACACUCGACAAAUUCCGAUGGGAUAAAAUUCAAGUCGACAAAAAUGGCGAUGAACACUGGAAAAUGUUUUCGGAAAAAUUGUUGGCCGAAAUAGAUUUAAAAAAUGUCACAAGUGAAAUUGACAUAAACGCUAGAUUAAAUAACUCGUUUUUUAUUUACAGUCGAUUACUC